UCCACUCCAGGACUAUGCCAAUCUUUAGCCAUGCUCCUGCCAGCUGGUCACCUGCUGUCUCUCCUGCUGGUGAUAGGCCCAGGUGGCACGGAGUCUGGUCCCCGGGCACCUCCGCAGGGCUGUUAUGCGGCCGAAGAAGCCGGUGAGCGGACGUUCCGUUGCAGCCAAGCAGGCCUGAGCGCGGUGCCCACCGGCAUCCCCAACGACACGCGCAAGCUCUACCUGGAUGCCAACCAGCUGGCCUCGGUGCCAGCUGGAGCCUUCCAGCACCUGCCUGUCCUGGAGGAGCUGGAUCUGUCCCAUAAUGUCCUUGCCCACCUCUCGGGGGCCGCAUUCCGGGGCCUGGCAGGCACACUGCGCCACCUUGACCUCUCUGCCAACCGGCUGGCCUCGGUGCCCGUAGAGGCCUUCGUGGGCCUGCAGAUCCAAGUGAAUCUGUCUGCCAACCCCUGGCACUGUGACUGUGCCCUCCAGGAGGUGCUCAGGCAGGUGAGGCUGGCCCCGGGCACUGGAACAGGCAUCGUGUGUGGCCCCGGAGCCCACCCGGACCUUGUGGGGCAGGAGUUCCUGCCGCUGGCAGGGAAGGAAGAGCUGUGUGGGCCUGGGCGUGGCGGGGCCCAGCGGAGCACCGACGUGGCCCUGCUGGUCACCAUGGGGGGCUGGCUGGCGCUGGUUGGGGCUUAUCUGGCCCACUACGUGUGGCAGAACCGGGAGGAGACCCGACAUCCCCUCAAGCAAGCCCCGGGGCUGCCUGUGCGCUCACAGGACUCCUCCACACUCAGCACGAUGGUCUGA
Messenger RNA from Lontra canadensis (Northern American river otter), 795 nucleotides. RefSeq names its product leucine rich repeat containing 3C (gene LRRC3C). The coding region runs from base 31 to 795 and encodes 254 amino acids. The transcript has a single exon. Gene Ontology annotation, cellular component: plasma membrane. Gene Ontology annotation, molecular function: protein binding. NCBI's taxonomy places the organism in Eukaryota, Metazoa, Chordata, Mammalia, Carnivora, Mustelidae. The record is from RefSeq and is a predicted model, not a curated record.